CGUCUCCUCUGCAAUUAGAAAGAGCCCGAUUCAUUGUAUCUGCAGAUUUCAUGACGUUUCCUAACGUGUUUCAAGCACUUUACCUGCUGCCUGUGCUUUUAUUCAGCAUUAGACUAUUCCCCUGCUGACUGAAUUCGUUACAUCUGCCUUUACUGGUCCAACAAGCUAAUGAGGGACUUGAUCCAGGCUCAUCUAGUGGUUUUCUAUUUUUUGGAGGGGGAGCUAUGUCUGUACAACAGGAUGGAGGACCACUGAGAGAGACCAAGGUUUGAUCAGAUCUUUUACUCAAAAGCCUUUUUUUUAUCCCAAGCUACUGAACAUCCAUCCAUCCAGCAGAGAUACUUCAGCAAGGGCACCAUGAGGAUCUGAGACCUACACAUCAACAUAAGCUACCAAGCCUCAAAGAAACCCUGAUGGAGCAAGACGUGGAGACCCCCAUCUCCAUACGGCAACCGAAGCUCCCCAAACAAGCCCGGGAGGACCACACCAAACAGAAGUGCACAAAACGGAAAAUCCAGAGAUAUGUACGCAAGGACGGAAAAUGCAACGUUCACCAUGGGAAUGUCAGAGAGACCUACCGGUAUCUGACCGACAUCUUCACAACUCUGGUGGAUCUGAAAUGGAGGUUAAACCUGUUGAUAUUUGUCAUGGUUUACACUAUAACGUGGUUGUUCUUUGGGAUGAUAUGGUGGCUUAUAGCAUAUAUCCGAGGAGAUCUGGACCAUUUGCAAGACAAAGACUGGAAUCCAUGUGUGGAUAACCUCAAUGGGUUUGUUUCCGCCUUUUUAUUCUCAAUAGAGACAGAGACCACUAUUGGCUAUGGAUAUAGGGUCAUCACAGAUAAGUGUCCGGAAGGUAUUAUACUUCUUUUAGUACAGUCAGUUUUAGGUUCCAUUGUGAAUGCCUUUAUGGUUGGCUGCAUGUUUGUAAAAAUUUCCCAACCGAAGAAGAGGGCCGAGACCUUGGUCUUUUCAACCAACGCUGUCGUCUCCAUGAGAGAUGGGAAACUGUGUCUGAUGUUCCGGGUGGGAGAUCUCAGGAACUCUCAUAUUGUGGAGGCAUCAAUCAGAGCCAAACUGAUCAAAUCCAAACAAACAAAGGAGGGCGAGUUCAUACCACUCAACCAAACGGACAUCAAUGUUGGGUAUGAUACCGGGGAUGACCGCCUGUUUUUAGUUUCUCCCCUAAUUAUAUGCCAUGAAAUCAACGAACACAGCCCGUUCUGGGACAUUUCAAAAGCUCAGUUACAAAAGGAAGACCUAGAGAUCGUGGUUAUAUUGGAAGGAAUGGUGGAAGCAACAGGCAUGACUUGUCAAGCUCGAAGCUCUUAUGUCGCAUCAGAAAUCCUUUGGGGCCAUCGCUUCACACCGGUUCUUACCCUAGAAGACGGCUUUUAUGAAGUGGACUAUAACAGCUUCCAUGAUGCGUACGAGACCAACACUCCCACGUGCAGCGCCAAAGAGCUGUCCGAAAUUAUGAGCAGGGCAGAGAUGCCUCUCAGCUGGUCAGUCUCCAGCAAACUGAACCAGCACCAAGAGUUGGUCAACGAAAAUGGAGAGAAGAACCUUGAGGACCAAACGGAGAGGAACGGGGACGUGGCCAACAUAGAAAAUGAGUCAAAGGUGUAAAGCCAUUACAAAGAUAGUCUCUGAUUUAUACAUACCGCUGUGUGAAACUCCACAUAGUGGAUAGCAGUUUAAUGAUACGCUAGUGAGAGGUUGCUUGAUACAACCUGUGGUUCUGACAACACAUACGUGUCCAAUUACUGCACAUUGCUAAUUAAAUUGCACAAGCUCUUAUUUUUGGGGCUUGCAAAUGGUAAAUUUCAAGCAGUGACACCAAAAACCAAAUGAAAAAACCAUGGAUAGAUGGUUCUAAAUCUUCCUUGGAAUUAAGGUUUUUAAGGGGGGCAGGGGGGAUAUUAAAUCCCAAAUGAAAAAGAUUGCUUUAUGGUCAGGAAAAAAAAAUAUAUAAAUUUAUAAGUACACUGUACAUACGCCUUAUGUAAUAUUAUUCUCUUACAAUUUGGUUAUAAACCAAGCAUGUACAAAAGGAAUGAACUCAUAUAUAUAGCUAUGUAAUAAUUGUAGGUUUGGAUUCAUAAUACUAGGAUUGAUGAUGCAAAAAAUAAAAUAAAAAACACUUUGAAUUUUUACAACAUAUUAAAAACAUUUUGUUCUUCAUGUAAGUUUCACGUACAUCAUAUAUUAGCGUAUACAGUUUUGAUCUAUUCUUCACUCAACCAGACUGGCAGCUGUAUCAAGUACCUCAGUAUUUCUUUAUAUUAAAUGACUUCUAAAAAGCCAUAGACCAGGGGACAUAAAAGAUGACAGGAUCAGAGAACCAGACAAACUGUGACGCUGUUUACAUAAUGAUCUAACAACACUGCUUCUAAUUAUGCUACAAUAUUCAGCCUAGUGUAGGCUCCCAUUGUUCUUUGAGAAAUGAUUAACUACAGACUUAACAAAUGGACGUUGUUGUUUUUUUUUUACCUAUCUGCUCAAAAAAGGAGAAUUGCAGGAUAAAAUUUUAGGACUUUUAAAAAUUAUUUUUCAAAUUAUUUUUUUAAAGACAUUGUUGCCAGUGAGAUAUUAGAAGGCUAGAAAAUAUUGUGAGGUUAAUUAAAGUCUCGGGAAUUAAUUAGGGCCCGCAUUGGACAAAACGUUUAAUCAAUCUCACCGAGGGAUUCUUAUGGCUGAUUCUGAAAGUUUGUUCAAACUUGGAAAGCUUACUGCAUAUAUAAUGCACAAUAUAAUAGUACAUAAAUAAGAGUUAUGCACACCUAUCAGGUCAAUAUGGUCAAAGAAAAGGGAAGGUCCAUCUUCAGUUUAAAAGAGUCUUCCUUGAAAUAUCUCAUAAAGAUUGCUCAUUUGGGGGGAGAUGUAUCAAGCCUUGGAGAGGGAUGAAGUGGAGCAGUUGUCCAAAGCAUCCAAUAAUCUUCUGUCAUUUCAAUGACUGUGCCAGAUAAAUUGCAGUUAUAAACUGAUUGGUUACUUAGGCAACUUCUCCACUUUAUUUCUCCUUGGCACAGAUUUAUCAAGCUUUGGAGAGUGAUAAAUUGCAUGGUGAUAAAGUACCAUCCAAUCAGCUCCUAACUGUCAUUGUUCAAACACAGCCUGUAACAUGGCAGUUAGGAGCUGAUUGGUUGGUACUGUAUCACCGUGCAAAUUUAUCACUCUCCAAGGCUUGAUAUAUCUGGGAUAAGGUUUGGUACGUCUCCACCUUGGUGACUUUGAAGCAGUUUUCUUUUGAAAGCUGCUUGAAGAACCCAUAAAUGUUUGAAGGCAUUCACUGUUCUAACAAUCAAAUGAAACGCUUUUUGAAAUCAAAACUCACAUCCCUACACAUUUAAUUAGCAUACAUUAAGAGAUGUACAGGCCUGUAACUAUAACAAUCUGUUGUCAUCAUUAUAUCAAUAACAUAAAUUUACGUAUCAUCUGAUCAUUCAAGAAGUCUUUUGGAGACCUUCUACUUGAGUUGUCGGUAGCUGACACGCAACCUUCUUGAAGAAUUCUGUAUGUGUUCAAAGGGGAUGUUCUUAAAAUCUGGGUGAAGUGCAGUAGACUGUCACAAUUUCAAGUUGGAUUCUGGGACCAGUGGACAUGUGAAAACUAUACACAAACAGUUCACCAAUUGUCUUAUUAAAGGGUAUCCAUAAAACCUCAAAACUUUUUUUAGAAUAUUCUUUGUCCAUCACAUCAACCAGCAGACCACUGGUUGAAUGGUUGCUGUCCCUGACUAUCCCAACCCAAUAUCUGCAUCUAUUGAGGAGAACCUUGCUGUGGUAAUCCUGACAUAUUGUCCAGAGCUCAGAGCUACAAUACGUCCAUGGUAGAUCUCGUAAAUGGGAACAAAUCUACAUGAAGCCAACUAAGAGGUCAGUCCAAGGAACUGACUACACUCCACUAUAUAGGGGAGAGACAAUAUUAUAUACAAACAAACAUAUAUGAAUACAAAUAGAUAGUAUAUAUAUAUAUAUAUAUAUAUAUACAUAUAUAUAUAUAUAUAUAUAUAUAUAUAUACACAUACUGAUAUACAUAUACACACACUCUAUAGCCAUUUCUGCUUAAGGGCUAAUUGUGUAUUGUAAAAAGUAUUCAUUGGGCAGCUUGGUUAUUCCAUUAUUCUACUUUAAAGUAUUAAAGUAUUCGACUUUAAAGUAUUAAUUGGGCAGCUUGGUUAUUCCAUUAUUCUAACAUAAAGUUCCUCAGCACAGAGGUGCAGAAGUUUUUCUUAGCAAUAAUUUAAUAGCAAAGCACACUUAGAAUUAUCACUCAACAGCAGACUUUACUAUUUAAUUAUACAUGUUACUAGAAUUCAUUAAGCUGUUAAUUAAGUUAUCCCCAAGUGCAUGUUGACCCAUGUAGUGGUUGCAGAACCGUCUGUCACCAGCCUGCUCAACCCAUUCCUGAUGACAUCAUGACACACUGAUGAUUGGCAGUCUGCUGCUUUAGUGGUUCCAUACAAGCCAAACUGGUGUGAUUCCAGAGAUGUGCUGAGAUUAUUGUUUCAUUAGAUUCCAGAUAUUGUACAACAUAGAAAUCAGAUUGAUGUAGUUAUGCCAAAUGUUUGAUAAAUAAUAACUUCUAGGAAGGACUAUCAGUUCGUUAUCUGUUGAAUUGUACUAAUAGAUGUGGAUAAAUAUAUUUAUGCUCAAUUAUAUAUCUCCACCAGAUGGAUGCACACAUUUUCAUAGAGAUCUUUGAUGAAAAGCCUCACAUCAUUAGCCUCUUCUGUGUUUUAUAUUUAGAUGCAUGGAUUGGUGGAACUAUGAAGUAUUUGCGCAUGAAUAACUGUUGAGUAUUUGCGGAUGAGUAACUCUAGAGUAUUUAGGAUGAGUGACUAAAGAGUAUUUUAGGAUGAGGAACUAUUAAGUAUUUGAGGGUGGAUAACUACUGUAUUGAGUAUUUGAGAAUGAGUAAUUACUGAGUAUUUGAAAAUGAGGAACGAUUGAGUAUUUGAGAAUGAGGAAUGAUUGAUUAUUUGAAAAUGAGGAACAAUUGAGUAUUUGAGAAUGAGGAACUAUUGAGCGUUUGAGGGUGAUGAACUAUUGAGUAUUUGAGAAUAAGGAACUCUUGAGUAUUUGAGAAUGAGGAACUAUUGAGCAUUUGAGGGUAAGGAACUAUUGAGUAUUUGAGGAUAGAUAACUAUUGAGUAUUUGAGAAUGAGGAAUAAUUGAGUAUUUGAGGAUGGGUAACUAUUGAGUAUCUGAGGGUGAGGAACUAUUGAGUAUUUGAGGAUGAGGAACUAUUGAGCAUUUGAGGGUG
Molecule: messenger RNA, 5267 nt
Organism: Pseudophryne corroboree (corroboree frog)
Lineage: Eukaryota; Metazoa; Chordata; Amphibia; Anura; Myobatrachidae
Gene: KCNJ6
Product: potassium inwardly rectifying channel subfamily J member 6
Exons: 3
Coding region: 414-1628 (404 amino acids)
Biological process (GO): potassium ion import across plasma membrane; regulation of monoatomic ion transmembrane transport
Cellular component (GO): plasma membrane
Molecular function (GO): G-protein activated inward rectifier potassium channel activity
Source: RefSeq, a predicted model, not a curated record